AUGCUUAUUCUACCAAAUACUCCACCAUUACCACUUCAGUUCAGAUCUUCGCGUGGUCAGUCAAAACUUAAGGCCAAUCUUCUUACUUUACGUGCAUCUUUACAAGUCCCCACAUUAUCCAACUCCAAUGAUACAAUCCGUUAUGCCGUCAUAUUAAGUGACUAUUUGGAGCUGAUUAUAAGAUUCGCUCUGGAUUCGAGUAAUUCUACACAAUUAAGCCAAGUCCUCCAGUAUGCCAGUGAACAUGAAAUAUUAUCAACAGGGGCUGAUAUCCCUUGGCUGAAUACAACAUUUCUGGAAUCUCAUGGUAGAAGUGUACUUGGAAGAAAUGGUGGUGAUAAGAUUAAGAAAGUUUUCUUAAAGGCUGGGGGCUCAGGUACUCCUAAGGCUGAAUAUUCUUGGAGAUUGACUAAUGAGAUUGAAAUGGUAAUAAUCUCCCUUGCGUUGAUUUAUAUUCGAAUUGGUUCAGAAUUAUCUAAUGAAAUUAUCGAUAAUGAUGAAAUCAAUCCCAAGGAGAUUCCUCAAUAUAAUGAAAAAUGGAAACAAGUUGUCAAUUUCUACAAACAGGCAAUUUCAUAUUUGUUAUUGGGGACUCAGCACUUAUCCAAUGUUUCAAAUUCAAAUAUGAAUGACAUGAUGUUUAGUUUUAUAAUGAAACUUGCUGAAAUCUGUAUACAAAUGUCGAUAUUAUCAAAAUCAUCCUGGAUUAAUCGAUGUAAUUUUAAUCAUACCGAUACGAUCACCACCACCAAUAAUGGGACCUUAUCCCGAGUUGCUAUUUAUAUUCUUAAUGAAAUCAAAAGUGCCCAAACGAUGUUACAAGGAUUAAAGUCAAUAGAAGGGAUUAGAUUGAAUUUCACUAGUUGGGGGGAAUACUUAUCCGUAAUUGAGAGUUAUUCAAGUGCAUAUGCUGGAUUAUUCUUAUCCAUUGAAAACUAUCAACAAGAUAAAUUAGGUAAUGCAAUCGGAUUAUGUCAUUUUAGUCUUGUUUGUUUACAGGGUAAGAAAGUGUCAGACAAGGGUACAACUAAACCAUUUGAUAAAUUACGUUCAAAAGUUAAUAAACGAAAGAAUGAGCAUAUUUUAAAUCAUCUUAAUUCAGUUUCAAGUUUAAACAUUAAUAAAUCGGUAUUUAAUGAUAAAUCAGGGAUUGUGUUGAAUGAUUUGGUUUAUCUUUUUGAUACGUUAAUAAGAUUAAACCUUAAAUAUGAAAAAGAGAAUAAUAAUUUAAAGUUUGAUAAGGUUGUGAAUUGGAUGGAUAUUAAUAAUGAUUCAAAAUGGCCAAUUGGGUCAAAGAUUCCAGUAUCCAAUGUGAAGCCGUUCGUCCCACAGAUAUUACAAACUGCAACAGGAACAGAUACAACAGUCCAAAAUGAGUACGCCGGUCGUGGAGCUUAUUAUUAG
Molecule: messenger RNA, 1404 nt
Organism: Hemisphaericaspora subhashii
Lineage: Eukaryota; Fungi; Ascomycota; Pichiomycetes; Serinales; Debaryomycetaceae
Exons: 1
Coding region: 1-1404 (467 amino acids)
Source: RefSeq, a predicted model, not a curated record